This is a messenger RNA of Lachancea meyersii CBS 8951, 645 nucleotides long. The record is from the annotation of a GenBank genome assembly. Lineage: Eukaryota; Fungi; Ascomycota; Saccharomycetes; Saccharomycetales; Saccharomycetaceae.
AUGAGCUCAAAUACCAGUACAUCAACUGCCACAGAGUACGCAGAAGCCCGUACACCAGAUAGCACAGACUCCAACGUCCGUUAUGUGGCUUACGCCAGCCGUUUGAGAACUAUUGCAAUGGCAUCACACAGAUACGUGGCCUACACGUCUGACAUCGGCGAGUCUUUUCGGCCUGUCUUUUCACCAGCGCUAGUAAAGUUCGGUUACGGAAUCUCUUGGGCCUACAUUUUGGGAGACGUUUCCUACACGGCAUGGGUCGCCAAAUUGAAGAAAGAGGGAAGAUACACAACUGGGCUCAAACCAUGGGACGAAGUGCCUCCAGUAGACCCUAAACUACUGGAAAGUGGAGAGUUGGCUAAACUCCCAGAUUGGAAAAUGGUCGGGCUCGAGAGAAUGAUAUUUCAAAGCGUGGCGUCCAUGGGUCUGCCAGCGUUCACAAUCCACAGCGCUGUAAAAUACUCGGGCGUGUGGUUCAACAAACAAUUUCCCAAAAACGCCAUGUUGAGAACCUGGGGUCCUAUUGGCCUGGGUCUGAGCGUUGUGCCUGCUUUGCCUUUUCUAUUCGAUAAGCCCAUGGAGCACUUGCUAGACCAGGUUUUCCAAAAUAAAAUUCACGACGACCCCAGCAACAAUAAACUGAGCUAA